UUUUGUGACGUCAUGGACACAAUCCGUCGACUCCCUAUUGGCUGUAAAACCGUCUUCUAAAGAGUCAAUUUCAUUAAAAACGAAGUGAAUUUGAGGGGCGGGGUUUGUUAGCGGGAGGCUCCGCCCACUGAGUCCGCCCCCAGCUUUGUCUCGCUCACGGCGCUGCGUCUCGCUUGCUCGACCGGACCCGUAGCCAGAGACCCGGUCCCUCCGACAGUACUGGUUUCGGCCUCUCCAGGGAAGGGUGCGUAGGUUCUCUGCUACCGUUUGGGAGAGGAGAAAGGGGUUGCAACGCGAUAACCCCCACCCCGACGGGGGAAAAAUAAAUUUCGGUGACUGAGCAAAAGUGCGUUCACGUCUCUUCAUAAUGCAUAAUUAGGUUAGGUGUAAACGGUGAAGAAGUAAUUUGGAGUAAUAAUAUUCAAACAUGAGUGCAGUGUUCUAGGUGAGACAAUUGUGUGAAUGGAUUGUCGUACUUGCUAUGGAAAGCUUCGCGGUUGCCACUGCCCCACCGAGACAAUGGCAAGUUGCACAGACCAUUCUUUGAAUUAAACGAAGGAAACUGAGAUUUUUUUUUUUUCGACUGCUCCAUGCUUGAGGAAUCCCCCGCAGUUAGCAUGACCGUGUUGAAACUGAGCCACCAUCACCAACUCUCUGCAUCUAAAGACAAAACCAACAGCGUCGGGACGGCCACGGGUGGUGGAGGGGGCAUACCCUCGGCUGCUACCGUCAAGAUAGACUCUAUGAUGCAGCUGGAGUCCGGCGAAGAAACGAAUGCCAUGGCUACAGCCGGUGGAACAGUGAAGGCCAGCGCUCAGCUGCCACCCCAAGCAACACCAGCGAAUCAUCAGCAACACCAAACCACCAGCUCAAGAACCAGCCACAUCAGUUUCAGCGUAGCGGCUCUGUUAGCGGACACCCGACCGUCACCGCGACACAGGGCAUCCCCGUCGUUCCUAUCUUCACAAUCGCCACCCCUAGAAUCGUCCACCCCUUAUCAGUCUGAGAACCCCCUGACUUCCUCGGACGAUGAACUGAAUGACGAUGAGUCCGAACAAGGAAGUGCUGUUGACGUUGAAGUUCUCAGGGACUCCAAUUCCCCCGUCAGCACGCCGACCCCGGUAACACCACCGCCGAUGCAUCAGGGAGGCGGCUCGGCGGAUAUGCUGUCCGCGAGGUUCAUGCUAGCGGGCGGGCAUGGUCCCGGUGCCGGCAUGGUGACUCCGGUCAGACCGACUCCUUUCUCGGCCCUUGCUGCCGCGGCGGCCGCGUACUCGGCCGGCCUCCAACACCACCACCACGCCCCACAGCACCACCACAACUCCUGGGCCGCGUCCACGCUGGUGGGACACUACCCUGGUUCCAUGUUCCCGGGACCAGCGGCGGCGGCUGCAGCCUUUGCAGUGGCAGGAUUAGGAGGCUCGCCAGAUUCUGGAGGUAGCGACGCUCCGAAACUGAAGUGUAAUCUGAGGAAACACAAGCCGAAUAGGAAGCCACGGACGCCUUUCACGACGCAGCAGCUGCUGUCUCUGGAGAAGAAGUUCCGGGAGAAACAAUACCUGAGCAUCGCGGAGCGGGCAGAGUUCUCAUCUUCCCUGCACCUCACUGAGACACAGGUAAAGAUAUGGUUCCAGAAUCGACGUGCAAAGGCGAAACGGCUACAAGAAGCCGAAAUCGAGAAGCUCAAAAUGGCAGCGGUGGCAGCAGCUCGGCCGCCACAUCUGUACGGCCCUGGACCUCACCACCCAGCUCUGCAGCAGUACUUCCACCCCCACCCGGACCCCACUUUACUCGUGGGGCCCGCACACCAUCUCACGGCAGCAGCCCUACUCGGGAGACACCACAUGCCACCUCUCAUCCCACCACCCCCGUCGGGAUUGUGCCACCCCCAGGGCGGCGGGAUGGUCUCGCCCGUAGCCACGGCCGGUUCCACUGGUAGAGCAGGAUCACCUUCUCCGUCUGCCAUCGGACUCUCCUAACCAGCGCACAAAAUAAACGGAGGCUUCAGGACAACCCGCCAACACGCGCUAAAAGAAGCCGACACGAUUUCCUUUAUUCGGCUUUUGCUCUCAACAACCGUACUUUGCGCGUAGUACUGUGAUAAAUUUGAUCAGUCAGAAUACCAAACAUGUCCGUGUGGACUGACACAGCUGACAGUUUGAGGGAUUCCCAAGUUUCGGAAUGACAUUUCCUCUCUGAAACAAGAAAGUGUAGAAGAAGAAAUAACUUGCACAUUCCUGCACACCUGCGCGAAUAUCGAUUCUCAAACCAUUCCCCGUCAGAGCCAGAAACGAUUUGCAACUACGUACCAUGUCGUUGGGUCCAAGAGCAGACGUUUAAAUAGUCAUAAAUCUAAGACAGGUAACAUCAUUUCAGAUUACAAAUAGAUCCAGUUUUUAAUUCCGAUACAGAAUGAUACAAAUAUUCCAGUAACUAGCACCAGAACAUACCUUGUGCACACACAAGCACGUAAAGUCUUGUCAUAAUUUGAAGCGAUACAUUUUUAGACAUGCACCUCAGUUCUUUAUUCAAAGACAGUGGCUACAUACGGCUGUGAAAUAUCAAAUCCUAUACUUUUUAUUUCACAUUUAAAAAUCCUGAUACAGGCUUGACAAAAUUUACACUUUCAGGUAUAGACAACUUCUUAAUAUUAUCAUAUUAUUAAUUCCAUAUAACUAAAACAUUAUUCUCAAUUCUAUUUUUUUUAAUUAAAAAGUAAAGAGACAAAAUUAUUAUUAUUAUUAUUUGUAAAUUAAUGUAAGUUUUUCUUAGUUACACUUUGUAUAAUUUCUAAUUAAAAUUCAAAGAGGCGCACUACAAACAUUAUAUCAAAUAUCUUGAAUUACAUCCUCACCCAAUAAGCUACUAACAAUUAAUAACUUUACGAUGUGCCUGGUACUUAAUAUAACCUGCUGAUAAACACACCACACAUUGUAAGAAAUGACAGCGAUUUUAUGGACGUAGUUACAUAGUGACACCUUUGUAAGUUAGAUAUUUACUGUGUAAGACAUUUCCAUCAUUUAAAUUAUAAAAUUACGAUGUUUCGAAAGCUGAAUUCUGCUUUCGUCAUCAGACAAGCUUAACUAGGGGCCAAAUAAAUUGGGUUUCUGUCCUCUUUCCGUCUGCCUGAUGACGAAUGCAGAAUCAUGCUUUCGAAACAUCGUAAUUAUAAUUCGGACGAUGGACAAAAUAAGAAAGAACGAUCUCACACAUUUCAAGCAUCAUCUUCAGAAACAUUAAAACUUUGACUAGAUAUUUACUUUCCUAAUACCUGGUUCCAUGUUCAAGUUUCUCUAGACGAUUUCUGAACGAAGAAGAUUAGUAGGAUUUGGAUUUUCACGGCAGUGAGUCUGAAUAUGUUUGUCUUCUGGGUUGUAGCGACUCAUCGCCCUGAUAAUGGAGGCAUCAAGGGCCUCUGAAAUGUAAACUACACGGCGCUACAACCCAGAAGACAGCCGUUUUCGAAGACGUUUAGGCCUAAUCUUUGUUUAAAAAAUGUCAUACACUUUAUGACUAUCACUGUCUUUGAAAGAAGACACAUGGCCAAGAGCUGAGGUAGAUAUUUUAUUCAUUUUAGUGAUGCACGCUCGGGUAUCGAUCCCGGCAAGGACAGGAUUACAUAUCUUCGCCACCGCAUACAGAACGGUUCUGGAGCUGAGCCAGCCUCUUCUACGAUAGUUAUGAGAUUAAAGCAGCAGGAAACUGAAUGUGACUACUCAUUUGCAACCAGUGUAAUUGUGAAGAUUACUUCCCCAUGCGACAUCAUGACAUGGUACUUUAGCAAAGCGACAACUUAACCCCUUACACUGCGGAAGUAUAUUUUCUGGCGUGCAGUAAAUGUACCAAAGAAGGCCCACAGCACAGUCCUUGAAUUUAGUUUUUAUUCCUUUCAGAAAAUGUCGAUCUUUUGUCGAAAGUUGUGCUUUAUAGCUCAGUGGCCAGAUCAGAAAUCUAACUACUGAUGAAAAGCAAAGUUCGAAUGAUAACAGAGGAAGAGGACGACAUUUAGUAGUAGAAGCUAAAGGCUCCUCGGAACACAUUGCUUCAUCAAUGCCGCAUAUCGGAAACAGGAGGAAUGAAUAAGCUGUGACUGAUCCCAAUGUCAUAUGUGAAACAGCAAAAUAGGCCUUGGACUAAUUUACUUCCACACGAUAACAAAAACGUGGCUACACCAGAUUAAGAGUCCUUGGAUUACUGGAAUCCGCCGUCAUGAGGCUUAUGAAUCACUAAUAUGCUGCAAUCAUCACAAAUUAUUGCUCCGAUAACAGUGACGAUGUAAACCAUCUCAUUCGAUUUAUUAUUUUAUUAUAAUUUCUAAGUGGACUUUUAUUAAAAGCCCUAUUAUGAAUUAUUGCUCAUCGUCCAGUGUCAAAGUUGAUCUCAUCACGAACAAUAAUGAUAAAAAGCUCAAAUAUUAUUAAGAAUGACGCAGAUCAGUAUAAUGGUUUCAUGACGUAACUUUAUAGAUUUUCAUUACUUCAUUAUAAGAAUGUUCCUAAAAUAAAGUGAUGGCAGUGUAACGUCGGAAAACCGUUAUGAAAUAGUUUAGAGAGUAAAAGUGAAUGAUUUGUAAAAUUAAUGACAGUAUGGUUUGGGUUCACAUCACUAGAUUGACUCCAGCUGGCGGUUGUGAACGUCAUGUCCUGAACAUAUUAUCUCGUGCACAAUUUUGUACAUACGUAUGGUUAAUAAAUUAUUGUAAAUAUUAUGAAAAUGAAACAUGCAUAAUAUGUGUAUAAAUAGGUAUUAGUAAUGUACAUUAAGAAGUUUUAUGUGACUGAUAAAAUAUAUGGUAUUAUGUUGUUUAUUUAAAGAAAUAUAAUUUAAAGAGUC
Molecule: messenger RNA, 4833 nt
Organism: Zootermopsis nevadensis
Lineage: Eukaryota; Metazoa; Arthropoda; Insecta; Blattodea; Termopsidae
Biological process (GO): embryonic morphogenesis; regulation of transcription by RNA polymerase II
Cellular component (GO): nucleus
Molecular function (GO): DNA-binding transcription factor activity, RNA polymerase II-specific; RNA polymerase II transcription regulatory region sequence-specific DNA binding
Source: RefSeq, a predicted model, not a curated record